Messenger RNA from Tachyglossus aculeatus (Australian echidna), 6405 nucleotides. Its product is annotated as mucin-5AC-like. The record is from RefSeq and is a predicted model, not a curated record. NCBI's taxonomy places the organism in Eukaryota, Metazoa, Chordata, Mammalia, Monotremata, Tachyglossidae. Bases 1 to 5754 code for a protein of 1917 amino acids. The transcript has 14 exons. Gene Ontology annotation, biological process: visual perception.
AUGAAGCAGAACCAGCCUAGGCCCAUCCGGUGGCCCCCGGCUAGGGCCGCAACCCUGAGUCAGGGCACCCAAAAUUGGCUGGGGCCGCUGGAGGUUGGGCAUCGGACUUCAGAGGCGGCUAGAAAAGUCACAGGCCGGGAGAGCUGCGAGGAGGCCAUCGCGGUGACCCAGGGCUUGAUCCAGGGUGGAGACAAAGAGGAUUCCCAGAUCGCAAACUCCUGGGACGGGGAGGAGAAGGGAAGGGAGCGGGAGGAGCACGGCGGGAGGUGGCUGAGGAAGGGAGAUGAGGAGUUCUGUUGUGCAGGAUUGAGUUUGCCGUACUGGCCGUCGCCCAUGCGGAGGGGUUGGGGGAAGGUGGAGUUGGGAGACCCUGCGGCAGAUGAGAAGAGCGACUGUAAGAGUGACUUUGUCCGCCAGCCCGCUGCCCCCGCCCAGACCCCCGCCAGCGUCCAGGAAGAUUCCUUUAUUCCAGGACUGCCUUUCCACCCUGGGUUUGCUGAGGAGACUCCCCUCAGUGGGGCUAGGCAAGAUGCGGGCCGGAGGGCGAUGGCGUCACCGGCAGACGGGACGGCUCCCGGGCCGGGGACCGCGGCUCCACCGAGCCCCCCUCAGCCUCGCCGCCCCAGGCCCUCCGCUCCCCGGACUCGACUCGGCCACCCUCUCUUCACCCGGCCCCCGGGACCCCAGGUGACGGUGGGAGCUGCUGUGAGCCGGCCCACCUCGCCGGGCCCCCAGGAGAGGAGCGUGGAGGCCCCCGGCAUGGGAGGGGUGGCCCCUCUGGAUGCUGAGGGGCCUCAGGACAUCACCUGGGUGGCAGCGACACCGCCAGUCCUCCCUGGUGUCCGAGAGGGGACAUCGGCAGGCCCGGGACCAGGGAGCCUCAGCCACCUCAGCCAUGUUGCUGCUGCUGGCAGCAGGAAGGAGGAUCUGGCUUCCCAUCUCUGGAUGUUGGAGGAGUUUUCCCACUCAGCCCCUGAGGAUCUGGCCUCUCCCAGCCCGGCCCCGACAGGCCGGCUCCCGUCCUCGCCGGAACGACUCUCGCCCCGGCUGGGCCACCGGCCCCCGACGCCCCCUGGCAAUGGCACCAGCCAAGAAGCGACUCUGGGCCUUCUGACUGCGGCUGCCCAGACCACCCCCUGGACCCCGGGUGGGCCCUACAGCAGCCCGCCUCCCCCGGAGAACCUCGGGGCCCAGAGGGACUCUGCGGGAGAGGGCCAGAGUGGGCUGCCUCUGCCAGGGCAGGGCACCAGGCCCGCAGACUCAUCGCCGACUGGUCCAUCAGAGCUGAGCUCGCUGGCCCUGGGCUCCGGGUGUGGGUUAAGCCGGCCUUCUCCCGGAGCAGCCCUCCCCCAGGGGCCAGCCACUUUGCCCACUGGCGAGCCCUGUCCUGGGCUGGAGAGGCAGUGGCUGCUCAGGGGGAUGGACCCGGGCCGGCGCCGCCCAUCCAGUGCCCCAAGGACGCCAGGGACCCCGGGCAGAGCUCCGGAGGACAGGGCCCCUGGGAUGGCAGCAGCUCCUGGGACGUGCUGCCCAGCGGAAGCGUCGGGGAAGCUGGGACAAGACCAGAGGAGCUCCGUCAUGCCAGGAGCAUGGACCUCUUUUCCCACAGACUCCCUGCUUGGCAACCCCUCCACCGGACCCCUAGCCGGGAGCCGGGUGGCCCCAGGAUCUCCCGUUCUGCCCCUCCCCAAAGCUCCCAUCCUCUGGGAUGCUGUUGGGCUCGGAAGACGCCACGCGACUCACAAGCCUCCCCGGCCCAGUGGGACCAGCUGGGCCUGGGGAGCCUCGGGUACACCCCGCACCAGAACGAGCCCCAGGUGGACCCCCCAAGCCUCCCCUGGGACUCCCAUGUCCUCCGUCCUCCCUGUGAAGCCAUCCUUUGGCUCCCCUCAGGCCCACCCGGAGCCUCCAGUCUCCCGGGCCACCCAGUGGGUGUGGCUCCUCAGGACGACGGCCCACACCCCGGCUCUCCUGGAGGGUCACCACCCAGAGCCAGGCCCCCUCACCUCCACCCCUGGCCCAGGCCUCUCCCCUUCCCCGAGCCCCGCCGGCCCAUCCCCGGGGGGCCCGGGCCCCUGGACGACACUCCGGCCUUCCACCAUAGGGGCUGGAGACCCCACCUCCGCGGCACCCGACCGCAGAACCUCCACCCCUGCUGAAUCCUGGGCCUCGGCGGCAGCCUCCUCUCCAAGCUCCGGCUCGCCCUUUACCUCACCCCCGGGACCUGGAACCCCCAAAUCUGGGAUGGCCAGGCAGUGGCCCCGAGGGGGCCCGGUGACUGUCUCCAGGAUGGCCCAUUUUACGGAGGGAGCUGACGCUGCUGCGGUUGCAUCUCCCCGGCCCUGUGCCCCCCUUAACAGGCUCCUUACCUCGUCCUCAGGUCCUGGAAGCCCCCCUUCUGGAGUGACUGGUGAGGGGCCCCCAGAGGGUCUGGAGGCCACCUCUGUGAUGACGGCCUCUUGGAAGGAGGACACUAAUAUGUCUGCGGUCAUGUCUCCCCAGUCCUGGGUGCCCCCUGCACUCAGUCCUCACUCGCCCUCUGUGACCAGCCUGAGCCCAGAGGCCCCUGCCCACCCCAUCGCUCCCUCAGGGGUCCUGAGGGUCCCGGGGGAAGGAGAAAUGCAAAGGACCACUGCCCUUCCAGAGGAGGGGGGGAGCUCUGCCCCAUCCUCCUUUUGGUGGUGGUUCUCCACUGCCCUGCCAGUGCCCUCCCUGACCACAAGUUCCCGUGCAAGAGCUGCCGAGGGCUGGACACUUCCCGGUGCUCCAUCUGCCUGGCCAGCACCUUCCCUGACCGCAAGCUCCCAGGGAACAACUGCUGAGGACUGGCCAUUGCCUGGUGCUCUACCUGCCUUAGCUUCCGCUGCAUGGCCAGCCUCCUUCCUGACCACAAGCCCCCGGGCAGGAGAUGCUGAGGGUUGGACAUUGCCUGAUUCUCUGCCUGGCUCAGCCUCCACCGCCUGGCCAGCGGCCUCCCUGACCGCAAGACCCCAGGCAGGAACUGCUGAGGGCUGGACAUUGCCCGGUUCUCUGCCUGCCUCAGCCUCUGCCACCCGGCCAGCGCCCUUUCUGACCAAAAGCCACCGGGCAGGAGCUGCUGAGGGUUGGAUAGUACCUGAUGCUCCAUCGGCCUCUGCUUCUGCCACCCAGCCAGCGCCCUUUCUGACUAAAAGCCACCAGGCAGGAGCUACUGAGAGUUGGACAUUGCCCGCUUCUCUGCCUGGCUCAGCCUCUGCCACCAAGCCAGUGCCCUUUCUGACCAAAAUCCCCCGGGCAGGAGCUGCUGAGGGCUGGACAUUGCCUGCUUCUCUGCCUGGCUCAUUCUCUGCUUCCCGGCCAGUGCCUUCCCUGACCACAAGUCCCCAGGCAGGAGCUGCUGGGGGCUGGAUGUUCCCUGGUACUUUACGUGCCUCAGCUUCCAUUGUCCAGCCAGUUUCCUCCCUGACCAUAGGCCCCCACGGAAAAACUGCUGAGGGCUGGACAUUGCCCAGUGCUCCACCUGCCUCAGUCUCUGCCGCCCAGCCAGUGCCCUUUCUGACCCAAGGUCCCCAGGCAGGAGUUGCUGAGGGCUGGACAUUGCCCAGUUCUCUCCCUUCUUCAGCCUCCACCCCCCAUCCGGCACUUUCCCUGACCGCAAGUCCCAAGGCAGGAGCUUCCGAGGACUGGACAUUGCCCAAUUCUCUGCCUGCCUCAGCCUCUGCCACCCAGCCAGCGCCCUCCAUGACCACGCGCCCCUGGGCAGGAGCUGCCGAGGACUGGACGUUGCCCAGUUCUCUGCCAGCCUCUGCCACCUGGCCAGUGCCUUCCCUGACCCGAGCAGGAGCUGCUGAGGAUUGGAUAGUACCCAGUGCUCCAUCUGCCUCUGUUUCUGCUUCCCGGCCAGUGCCCUCUCUGACCACGAGCCCCAGGGCAGGAGCUGCUGAGGGCUGGACAUUGCCCGGUUCUCUGCUUUCUUCAGCCUCUGCCCCUCAUCCGGCGCUUUCCCUGACCACAAGCCCCCAGGCAGGAGCUACUGAGGGCCAGACAUUGCCCGUUUCUCUGCCUGGCUCAGCCUCCUCCACCCAGCCAGUGCCCUCUCUGACCACAAGCCCCAGGGCAGGAGUUGUUGAGGGCUGGACAUUGCCCGUUUCUCUGCCUGGCUCAGUUUCUGGCACCUGGCCGGCGCCGUCUCUGACCACAAGCCCCAGGGCAGGAGCCGUGGAGAGCUGGACGCCCCACAGUGCCCUUCCUGGCUCGGCCUCAGCCUCCCCUGGGAGAGGCCCGGCUAUCCGGGCUGCUGGGAGAAGGGAGGGACAGGACCGGGCAGCCCCUCGAUGGCGUUUAGGGGGAGGCGGCGUGGGGGGUGGCACUCAGGGGUCCCUGCCUCAGGGCUCUGAACGCCCCUCUGAGCCCCCACCUCAGAGAGGUCAACUGGGCCCAACAGACUGGAACCCUGGGGGCACUCUUGGGGGUCCAGAAGAAAUCAUGCCCAGGACAAACGCCGUCACUUCCAGGCCCCCAGGAGCUGCUCCGGCUCCAAGAAUCCCACACGCCCCGGAGGCCUCUGGGCCUGUGCCCUCCAGCGGAGCAGCCACCUCUGGGAGAGAUCGCUUCUUCAUCGUGGGGAACCGCGUGCCUGAGCUGAGAGCACCAUCAGUCCACAUCCCCUGCCUUCUGGUGCUGGAAAUGGACUUCGUCCCUGGCUUCUGGAACCACCGCUCAUGCGAGUACCAGCACCUGCUUCGGGGCUUCAACGAGACGGUUUCACCCUUCUUCUCUUCCUCCAUCCCGGGGUUCCAGCGCCUGGAGGUGUGGAGAGUCCGGCCGGGCAGCGUGGUGAUCCAGUAUGACAUGGUGGUCGGCGAGGAGUUUUCCGUGGCUCGGCCCUGGGGCCUGGACUUGCAGCUGGACGUUGUGGCGAUGGAUCGACUCUUCCGCUCUGGCCCACUGAGCUCCCCGGUGCUGAGGAGCCAGGUACCCGAGAGCCCGCUGGACCUGUGUUCUUUGCUCUUCUCCUGCCCCGCUGGUUUUGAGUGUGUCCUCACCCAGGGUGGCAAUGCCAGCUGCACCUCGCUGUGCCACCGGGACUUCUGUCGGAACCAGGGCAUCUGUACCCACCUGCAGGGCCAGGGGCCCCUGUGUCAGUGCCCCGUUGGCAGCGACUUCUGGUUCAUGGGGCAGAGGUGUGAUUACCGGGUGACCCGGUGGGGUCUGCUGGGCCUGGUGGUCGGCAUCCUGCUAGCCACGGGGCUCGUGGCUGCCCUGGUGGCUUACGCUGUGGUCCGCAGAUUCAAGGCCAUGCUGGUGGAGGCCAGAGUCAACCAGACCAGGAGCAGCUAUCGCCGCUUCUGCCGCUUCGACGACACGUCCGGCCGGGACUGGGGCCAGUCCUGGCUGGGGUCGGCCAGCUCCUUGGACAACCUGGCCUUCAGUGACUCGGAGGAGCAGCUGCACUUGCGGAUGUUGGACUACAGCUGCUGCAGCUGCGGAGACGCCAUCCCCGCUGCCCCCCGGGCCCUGAGGGCCGAGCCCCAGCUGGGGACCACCAACCCGCCCAGUUUCUACUCCGAGUACGACACAAGUUCAAGUAGCAUCAAUGAUCAUGGGGUAGAUUCUGGGAAAGCCAGCGAUAUCUCUGGGUCAAGUUGGCCCCCAGAGCCACCCUUCCCACUUCUACGCCACCUGAACACCGAGCGCCUGCCUCGCCCCCCGAGACCUCACUCGGCCUGUGGGGAAGGGGGACCGGCCCCUCCCGAAAGAAGCUGGACAGCUUAAGCCUACAGCCGCAACUGAAGACCUGCAACAAAGCGAGACAGACCACGCCGUCUUUCAGCUUUUAAAAACCAACCACGUUUUAUUUUCACAUAAGCUCGGUGAAGAAACUCAUACACUUGAACAAUACAAUUAAUGCAGUUAUGACAAAUUCAUCUCAAAGCCCCAAAGGUCAAUCACUUUCAUCUUCAAAUAUUUCUAGACCAGAUUCUUUUGAAGCCAGCUUUGGUUUCAGAAAGCCAGUAUGGAAGUCUUUACAGAUCAAACGUGUUGAGCAGCAACGAUUGCAUUGAAUUGUCCAUGAUCUUUUUUCAACUUACACCUGGCAAGUCAAACGUAAUGCAUAAGCUUGAAGUCGUCUACGUCGAAGUCUGUACAGUCGGGCUGCCCGCCAGCCACCGCGGAAAGGAAAAGCCAAGUUAAGAAGCGCUGCUGCAUUGUUCAUUGUUUCACAGGUAACUGAGGUAUAAUAAUUUAACACCAGUACACUUCAAAAUCAUUAAAAGUUUGUUUUCCCAAAACGCUCUCCUUAGUUGCAAGAGUCCUGUUAAGGAUCAAGCCUGGCACAGAUGGUGGAGUUGGGCGGAGGGGAAGGGGGGGAGAGAGGGAGGGAAAGGGCAGGCAACAGAAAAAGUCCUGGGGCAACGUGACCCU